Molecule: messenger RNA, 4536 nt
Organism: Plasmodium berghei ANKA
Lineage: Eukaryota; Apicomplexa; Aconoidasida; Haemosporida; Plasmodiidae
Product: conserved Plasmodium protein, unknown function
Exons: 1
Coding region: 1-4536 (1511 amino acids)
Biological process (GO): positive regulation of GTPase activity; endoplasmic reticulum to Golgi vesicle-mediated transport
Cellular component (GO): endoplasmic reticulum membrane
Molecular function (GO): GTPase activator activity
Source: RefSeq, a predicted model, not a curated record
AUGAAGCCUUCUGCAAAAAAAAAGAGGAGGGAUGUAGAAUACGAUAGUUGUAUAGAUUUUGAAUAUUUGUAUAAAAAAAAAAAAAAUUAUAAAAAAAAAUAUUCUAUAUAUAGGGAGAAAAAUUAUAGUGAUUCUGAAAUAUAUAAUAAAAGAAGAUUUCAAAUAAAAAAAAAAAAUGGAUAUAUAUAUAUACAUAAACAUUAUAAUACAGAUAAUAAAAAAUAUGAGAAGAAAUUGUGUUUACUUGAUGAUGUAAUUGUAUAUAAAAAUUAUUUUGAUAAAUAUGAUGAACGAAACAAUGAAAAAUUAAAAAUUUUUAAAAAUAUUUUAAAAAUAUAUGAAAAUGUAUCGAAUAAUGAAAAAAAACAGUUAUAUCAAAUAAUAAAAUCUUGUUCAUAUACACAAGGUGGAUUUCAAAAUAAUCAAAUAAGACAAAAAAUAUGGUUAUUGUUACUUGGAUUUAAUAUUAAUUUAUCAAAAAAUAAGGAAUAUAAUGAACAUCCAAUAAAUAUAUUAUGUAAAAAGUAUAUAAAUAAAUUUAUAUAUAACUUUUCUAAUCAUUUUAAAUUUAUAUGGAAUAAACCACAAUAUAGAUCAUUAAAAUUUUGUACAACUUCUGUUGUUACUUCUCAUAUAAAUGACAAUAUUAUUGAAAAGACAAAAAAUAAAAAAUAUAAUAAAAUUUCUAAUUUUCAAAUUUCAAAACAUUUAAUAGAAAAAACUAAUUCUGAUAUUCAUCAAAAUGAAAAAUCAGAAACAUUAACUAGUUUAUUCGGUAAAGACAGGGGGAAUAAUAUAAUAAAUAAAAAUGCCGAAAAUAAAAUUGAACAGAACGACUUAACAAACAGAGGUAUCAAUAUAAUUCCCAAUUCAACUAGGAAAGAUAUUUUCAAUCCUGAUUUUUCAUCUAUGCGUUUACGAAAAAGAAAAAAAAAAUGCAUAUUCGGAAACAGGAAUACAAUAAAUGGCUUUUUAUCAGAAAAAAAAGAUAAAAAUGAAAAUUUGAUUAAUAUAAAAAAAAAAAGCAAAAAAAAUAAUGCACAAUAUAGCAAAGAAAAUACGAAUGAAAUGCUAGAACAAACAGAAAAUAAUAGUAGGCAAAUAAAAUGUACAAAUUUGUUUGCAAAUGAUAAAAAAUAUCAUAGAAAUUAUUUGUAUAAAUAUAUUUCGCCAAAAGAAAAUACCGAACUUGAUUUCUUUAUCCAUUUAUCUAAUUUGGAUGAAUAUUCUUCAGAAGAAUUUCAAAAUAAAAAAUUUUCUGAACAUUCAGAUUAUUCAAAUAAUUCUAGGCAUCCUAUAGAAAACAAAAGUAGUACAACAUCAACAUUGUUAUCACCCAAUGAUUAUUGUUAUAAAAAUAAUAGUGAUGAUAUAUCAAAUAAAUUAAAUGAAAAAAAUAGUGAAAAGAAAUGCCCUCUUCGAUUUUUUUUAUCACCAAAAUCUUUUGAUUACGAAUUUAUGAUGAAAAAAAUUCGUAAAAAAAAAGGAAGUAAUAAAUAUUCUAAAAUUCUAAAAUUAUAUUUUGAAAAAAAAUUGAAUAAAGUUAAAAAAAAGACAAAAUUAUCAUUUGGUAAUAUUAACAAAAAAACAAAAAGAUUUAUUAAAAAAAAUUCAAAACAAGUUGUAAAUUUAUUAUUAAAUUUUGAAGAAAGAAAUAAAAAUAAUAAUUAUGAUAAAAAAAUUAAUAAAAAUUUUAUAAUUAAAUUGUUAAAAAUAAUAUAUGAAAAUGUAUUAGAAGUAGAUAUAUAUAUAGUUGAUCAUAUAAUUAACAAAUAUAAAUCAAACAACAUAAAAAACGAUAUAAAUGCAAAUCCAGCAUCUUUAUAUUUACAAAAUAGCAUAAAAUAUAACUAUGAUUUAAAUAGUAACUUAAAUAAAUGGCUAAUUGAUAGUGUUUUAUUAGAAGAAAAUGAAAGAAUGCAAGUUAAGAAAGACGUAAAAAGAAGUGUAAACACAUGGAAUAUACAUAAAAAUAUUAUUUAUGAAAUUAAAAAAAAAUAUCAAUAUAUUUUAAAAAAUAUUAUCUGUAGUAUUUUAUAUAAGCAUUCUAAUAAAAUAUAUUAUGCUCAAGGAGUUCAUGAUGUUUGUUUAGUUUUCUUAACUGUUUAUUUUCAUAAUUUUUUUAUGAAAUAUCAAAAAUAUGUUUUUUUAGAGCAUUUUAUAUACAAAUAUGCUAUAAAUAAAAUAUGUAGAGAUAUUUUUGAAAAAAAAUAUAAUCACAUUAACUUACCAUUUCAUAAACAGCGUUAUUAUAUGACCCAUACAAAUAAAAACAACAUUGGUAUUAAUUUUAUUCAUCCAUUUUCAGCAUGUUGCCAAUUUAGUGCACCUUCUGAAGAAUACACGCAUUGUCAAACGGGUCUUAUCGACCCAGCUUGUUCAAACUUGUGUAAAGUAAAAAAAAAAAAAUCGAUAAAUUCGCAUAAUGAAAAAAAUGGAGCUAUUAAUGUAAAUAUUGGUGGACAAAAAAAGCAAAAGGAAGACGAUCAAUACGAUAUUCUCCAAAACAAUAUUAGUAAUAUGUUUUUAAUAGAAGAAAAAUAUAUUGAAAAAAUAUGUAUACUUAAUAAUAUUAAAAUUGAAAAAUAUAUAAAAUAUAAAAAAAAAAAAAAAAAAAAAGAAUAUAUAGUUUAUUUGCUUUGUGAAAGAUUUCUUUUAUUCUACAUGAUAGAUUAUUUAACAUUGUCUUUGGAUGUUUCAAUUAAAAAUACAUUUAAAGGUGUUGGAUUAUUAUUAAGAUAUUUGGAUGAAGAAGUAUAUAAUGUUUUUUGUAUAUUACAAAAUGAACAAGAAUGUGAAAAUAAAAAACACAACAGUCAAUAUCGUAAUAAUCAAAAUAAUGAAAACCAACAAAAAACAUUACAAAAUAAAAAUUAUGAAAAAAGCAAAGAUAAUAAAACAGAAAUUAAGAAAAGUUCAUUACAACUUAGUGGAACAGAAUUUUUUUUUUGCUUAAGUUGGGUUGUUACAUAUUAUGCACAUGUCAUCACGGAAUUUAAUAAGCUAGCUAGAUUAUUUGAUAUAUUAUUAUCAAAUGAUGGUGUUUUUAUUAUUUAUUUUACAAGUUCUAUUAUAUUGCAUAAAAAAAAAGAACUAUUAGAAAUAGUUGAUAAGAAAAAAAAAUAUUUAUUAUAUAAUAACAUGUAUACCGAAAUACAUUACAUUUUUCAAAAUCUAAAUUGGAAAAAUAUAGAUGUUGAACAUAUUAUUAACAAGACAUAUUAUUAUAUGACUCAUAAAAUAUCUUUUGAUAAAUUUUUAAAAGAAAUGAAAAAAAAAAUAUCAUUUCCACCUUUUUCUCCAAUAUAUAGUUCACCAUUUAUUUUAUAUUAUUAUAAUUAUCAAACUCGACAAAAAGAAAAAAAAAAUAAAGCAAUUCAACGAUCUUUGAUAAAUUUUUAUAAUUAUAGCCAUGGUGAAAAAUCAAAUAAGAGGCUUGAAAAAAGUGGAGUUGAAACAGACGAAUCGGAUAAUAGUAAUAUUAUGAAUCAAACCCAAAGUAUCGAUUCACAAUCUGAUGUAAAUAUAAUAGAUGCUACAGAAAAUCUCAAAAUUUUUAAAAUAGAAUCAAAUAUAUUUAAUAAUAAAAAUGAUUAUGAAGAAAAAGAAAGGGAUAAAAUUGAUAGCCAAGAAAAAAUAAAUGUAAUUCCUAAAAUGGGUUUAAAAGAAGAUAAGAAUUGUGAUAUAAUAAAAAUAAAUAAACAAAUAAAAAAUAAAAGGGAGAAAUAUAAAAAGGGUAGAUAUAAUAAAAAAAAGGGAAAUGUCUAUUUAUAUUAUCCAUACUAUAUUUUAUAUAAACAUAUAGAUAUAUAUAAAGAAAUAAUAAAAAAACAUAUACUUGUGGAAAUUUUUUUUCAAUAUAUUUACUAUGAAUUUAUUAUAAAUUAUAAAGAAAUAUGCAAAAAAUAUGAUAUAUAUUUAACAGAUCAUUUUUAUGCUAUGCAAUAUAUUAAUAAUAAAAAUCAUGAUUAUAUUAAAGAAAUUAAAAAAAAAAAAAAAAUGGAAAAAAUUAUAUAUAAUAUGACUAAAAGCAUUACUUAUUUGUGUGCAGAUAAAUAUAGCCCCAAAAAUCAAAAAAAAUUAAAACCUGUUUUUUUUAAUUUUGUAAAAUUAGAUGAAAAUUUUUUGCUUCCUUAUACAAAUUUAUUGGGAACUGAGAAAAAUAUUUACGAGGUUGAUCUUUUUGAUUAUUUUUCACGAUUUAAUAAUAGUUACUUUUUUUAUUAUAUAAAUAAAUAUACCAAAAAAUAUACUGGAAAAAAUGAUAAAAAUAAUUAUAUAGGAAUUAUCCCACCUAUUUAUAAAUACAUUAUUGAAGACAGCAAAAUAAUGAAAAUAUGGGGGCAUGAAGGAAUACAAAAUUUUAAAGAUAUUACACACACAAAAAAAAAUGGAAAUAUAAAAAAAAAUAAAAAAAAUUUAAAUCAUAUUUAUUAUAUUCUUAAAACCUCAAUUAAUAAUUAUCCAUAUUCAAAUUUCUUUUUUAUAUUUUUUUUAAUAUCAGUAUUUUCAUCAUUUUGGUAUUUUCGGAAAUAA